ACCUUGACCUGCUCCGGAAGUUGUGGAAUUUACAAAAUGGCUGCUUCUCCAAACACUUCUGCGGCAACACUCACGCCAAAGAAGAAAGAUGAAUCAUUCCUGGAUAAAAUAGGAACAUUAGCUAGAAAGAAGAAAGCGAAAGAAGUGACUGAGCUUCAAGAGGAGGGGAAAAAUGCCAUUGAAUCUCCAACCAGCCCAUCUGUCCCAGACAUUGGACCAGAAGGGUAUCUUCUUGGUGAGAAGGAAGAAAGAUCCAUGAUCGAGCCAGGAUCCCGAGAUGAUGCCAAGUUGAAUCAGCUGAUCAAGGUGCUGCUUGACUGGAUAAAUGAUGAGCUUGCAGAUCACCGUAUCAUUGUAAAGGAUAUUGAGGAAGACUUGUUUGAUGGCCAGAUUCUUCAAAAACUCAUUGAGAAGUUGUGCAGAAUCCGUGUAGAGGCUCCUGAAGUGACACAGUCAGAGAUUGGACAGAAGCAGAAGCUGAGAGUCGUCCUGGACUACAUUACCUCCAUCCUCAACCUACCACAGGGUUGGAACCAGCUGAAGUGGAGCGUCGACAGUAUCCACUCCAAGAACCUGGUAGCCAUCCUCCAUCUACUGGUAGCGUUAGCCAAGCACUUCAAGGCCCCGAUCAGGCUGCCCGACAAUGUCUCUGUCAUCCUCGUCAUUGUGCAGAAAAUAGACAACCAGUUGCAGACAAGGAGGGUUUACGAAGAAAUCACAGGAGCGAAUGAUGAAAUUGGGGCCAAAUUUGAACGUGAUGCUUUCGACACCCUGUUUGAUCAUGCUCCAGACAAGUUGAAUGUGGUUAAGAAGACUCUGGUCACGUUUGUUAAUAAGCAACUGAUGAAGGUGAACUUGGAGGUGAAUGACCUUGACACGCAGUUCCACGACGGAGUGUACCUUGUGCUGCUGAUGGGGCUCCUGGAGGGCUACUUUGUCCCACUGCAUGACUUCCACCUCACGCCAACUGACUUUGAUCAGAAGGUUCACAAUGUGACAUUUGCUUUUGAGCUGAUGCAUGAAGCAGGGCUACCAAAGAACAAGGCAAGACUCCCAAGACCUGAAGAUGUUGUCAACCUUGACCUCAAGUCGACAUUAAGAGUGCUGUACAAUGUGUUCACCAAGUACAAAGACGGCGGCAGUGUCAGCAUGUAGAUUCACAACAUCGUCAUUGACAUCAGUCUGCAUGUGCCAACACCAUCAGCUACAACUGCCACAGUGUGUUACAGGACUAUUUCUUGCAUAGACAACUUCAGUCUUCCUACAACAUACCACUACUGGGAGAAUAACAACUCUCACCCUCAUGUACCCUGGGAAAACAGGACUCUCUCCUUCACAGGAUCAAGUUUGACUGAAGAACCAUCAUUGUGUGAAGAAUUAGUCUGUAAUUCUAUCAUCCUACAUCUUAAGUUCAAUUGACAUGGCUAUUGAAGAUUGCAAUGCAUCAAGCAUUAAGAACAAAUGCAUUUAGUUGGUGUUACUUAUACCUGUCUAGUAUAAUCAUCAUCAUAAAUAAACUGCAUCUAGUUGGUGUUACUAAUGCUUGUCUAGUACCAUCAUCAUCAUAAAAAAACUGCAUCUAGUUGGUGUUACUAAUGCUUGUCUAGUAUACCAUCAUCAUCUCAUGAUCAUAUUGUAAAAAGAGGUC
Haliotis rubra (blacklip abalone) is the source of this 1648-nucleotide messenger RNA. Its product is annotated as beta-parvin-like. Gene Ontology annotation, cellular component: cytoplasm; actin cytoskeleton; focal adhesion. The transcript is spliced from 13 exons. Gene Ontology annotation, molecular function: actin binding. Gene Ontology annotation, biological process: actin cytoskeleton organization; substrate adhesion-dependent cell spreading; cell projection assembly. Lineage: Eukaryota; Metazoa; Mollusca; Gastropoda; Lepetellida; Haliotidae. The coding region runs from base 37 to 1155 and encodes 372 amino acids. The record is from RefSeq and is a predicted model, not a curated record.